AUGAAUUCAACUAAUUUUACAUCUAUAUCGAAUUCAUCUACUAUAAAUAUUGAAUCAUGGUUUAUUCCUCUCGAUAUUAUUAAUAUUAUAUGUCUUACUAUAGUCAUUAGUUUAACCAUAUUUUUUCUAAUUAUUAUCAUAUUUGAUAAAACAUGUCAUACAGUUCCUAUGAUGCUCGUUGCAAAUUCAUGUUUAGCUGUACUUCUAUGUGCAAGUGAUAUACUGUGGAUAUCUAUAUUUACAUUACAACGUGAUAUUCAAUCAAAUCAAUAUCAAGAUAUAUUUUGUAUAUUUCGAGGUUAUUUAACUUAUGCUUUAUGUGCUGUUCUUGAUUAUUCAUUUCUUCUACAAGCGUUUCAUCGUUAUGUGACUGUUAUUUAUCCUGUACGUUUGUUUUGGCAGUUACCACGAACUCAAUUCAUAUUUAUUAUUAUAACAUGGUUAUAUGCAUUUAUAUUUCCUUUAUUAUUUAUAUUUACUGGUGGGAUUAUCUAUAAUAUUAAUAAUCAAAUUUGUCAAUUACCUCUUCGACUUUCGUUCUCGAUAAAUUUUGCAGCAAUUUGUGUCUAUGGUAUUCCUAUAUUAUUAAUUAUAUUGAUUUAUUUUAAAUUAAUUCAAUAUGUAAGAAAAAUCAAUCAACGUGUUAUGCCAGUAAAUAUUUUAUUUCGUGCUCAACGUGAAUUAAAAAUGGUUCGACGUACAAUGACAUUAAUAAUGAUUGUUUUUACAUUUGGUUUUCCUUAUGCGGUAUUUAUUUUAAUAUCAUUUUUUACUUCACCACCAAAAUAUCAUUUUCGUAUUGCUUAUAUUUUUAUUAAUAUAUCAUUAACUUGUGUCAUGAUUGUUUUAUUACAAUUUACAGAUCCACUUAAAACAUCAAUAAUGAAAAAAUUAAAUAGACAAUCAAAUAUUAUUAUACCUAAUGAAACACAAAUGAAUAGAACUAUAGCUUUUUAA
Adineta steineri is the source of this 957-nucleotide messenger RNA. Lineage: Eukaryota; Metazoa; Rotifera; Eurotatoria; Adinetida; Adinetidae. The record is from the annotation of a GenBank genome assembly.